UUUUUUUUUUUAUUAUUCUUAUACCCAUCAUGUCAUCCGUAUACACGUUUCGAGGUGGAAAGCGAUUAGGCAUGGUCACCUUAUUAUUGACUUGUCUAUUUUUAUAUGUAUUUUAUCAAGGUAUCUCACCACAUAAUAAUAAUAAUAAUUUAUGUCACAACACUCGGUCACUGAAUUCUCAACAAGUGAUGAUAUGGAAAGGACAUGACAGUUUAUCAUCACCUCCUCAUUAUCGAGAUCUCAAUGCUUUGAAUGCCACUUCUGAUGCUCUUCAGAAUCAAGAACAUAUAUUGGUAUUGACUCCUCUCUUUACAAAAGAUACUGCUAAACAUUUAUCGACGUAUUUUGACCUAUUGGAUCGAACCAGUUAUCCGAAUCAUUUGAUAUCCAUUGGUUUACUUGUCUCUUCCAAUAUGGACACACAAGAAGAACAAGAAGGGAUGAUGCUCACCUUGGCUACUGAAAUCCAACGGUUACAACAACGAUGGUUCCAUGCCUUCCAUGACAUCACAGUCUAUCAACGCGAUUUCCAUUUUGAUUUUGGAGAUCAACCAUUCAAACUCCAACCCUACCGACGGUCGAUCAUGGCGCGGGCACGGAACUAUUUGCUUUCAGCAGCAUUACAAGAACAUCAUAGCUGGGUAGCAUGGAUAGAUGUGGGUCUGGUGGAUUAUCCUUUGACGAUCUUUGAAGACCUGAUGGCACAUAAUAAGGAUGUGAUUGUACCUAACUGUUUGGUAGCCACCCAAGAUGGAUCCUUUUGGGCAUACGAUCGCAACAAUUGGCAAGAGACCGAUGGUUCUUUACGGUUCCAGCGUAUGGUGGGCGAAGACUUUGUCAUGUUGGAAGGUUUCAAGGAAUUAGCUACUGGUAGAACAUUGAUGGUCGAUAUGCCAACUCAUUUGGGUCAUGAUCAUCUCGUGGAGCUGGAUGGGGUCGGUACUACUUUUACUUUAGUCAAGGCCCAAGUACAUCGUGAAGGCGCCAAUUUCCCUAGUUAUCCAUUACAACAUCAAGUUGAUGCCGAAGGUUUUGCUCGAAUGGUGCAUGCUAUGGGUUAUGGUAUCUAUGGUAUUCCCUCUUAUCUUAUUUAUCAUUCUCCUGCUUAAUCAUUAGUAUCCUUCUUUAGAUAUACCUAUUAUUUAUGAUGAUGAUUCAUCCUUUAUUAUUAUUCCAUUGUUACACUAUUCUUUUUUAUUCUUUUUCUUUUUGAGGAUCAUCGUCUUUUUUUUUUUUUU
Halteromyces radiatus is the source of this 1238-nucleotide messenger RNA. Its product is annotated as Anp1-domain-containing protein. The coding region runs from base 30 to 1109 and encodes 359 amino acids. The record is from RefSeq and is a predicted model, not a curated record. Gene Ontology annotation, biological process: cell wall mannoprotein biosynthetic process; protein N-linked glycosylation. NCBI's taxonomy places the organism in Eukaryota, Fungi, Mucoromycota, Mucoromycetes, Mucorales, Cunninghamellaceae. The transcript has a single exon. Gene Ontology annotation, cellular component: mannan polymerase complex. Gene Ontology annotation, molecular function: alpha-1,6-mannosyltransferase activity.